AUGGUGAAGAGUUGCUGCAUCGGAGCUGGCUACGUCGGUGGCCCAACAAUGGCUGUCAUUGCCAUCAAGUGCCCAUCAAUUGAGGUUGUUGUCGUCGAUAUCUCCAAGCCUCGCAUUGACGCCUGGAACAGUGACACACUCCCGAUCUACGAGCCUGGCCUCGAUGAUGUUGUCAAGGCCUGCAGGGGCAAGAACCUCUUCUUCACCACCGAUGUCGAGAAGCACGUUGCCGAGGCCGACAUCAUCUUCGUCUCGGUGAACACUCCCACCAAGACCCGUGGUCUUGGAGCCGGCAAGGCUGCGGACCUCACCUACUGGGAAAGUGCUGCCCGUAUGAUCGCCGAUGUCUCCAAGUCUGACAAGAUCGUUGCCGAGAAGUCCACCGUCCCUGUGAAGACCGCAGAGGCCAUUGCUUCUGGUGUUCGUUGCGCAUCCUCUCACCCCUGAAACCAUGAAUCCCUCUGCCCCCAAACCAUGUCCCGGACACUACCCAAACCCUA
Molecule: messenger RNA, 500 nt
Organism: Lolium rigidum
Lineage: Eukaryota; Viridiplantae; Streptophyta; Magnoliopsida; Poales; Poaceae
Product: UDP-glucose 6-dehydrogenase 5-like
Exons: 1
Coding region: 1-447 (148 amino acids)
Biological process (GO): glycosaminoglycan biosynthetic process
Cellular component (GO): cytosol; nucleus
Molecular function (GO): UDP-glucose 6-dehydrogenase activity; NAD binding
Source: RefSeq, a predicted model, not a curated record